Lates calcarifer (barramundi perch) is the source of this 5638-nucleotide messenger RNA. Its product is annotated as NACHT, LRR and PYD domains-containing protein 12. The transcript is spliced from 22 exons. The coding region runs from base 184 to 5205 and encodes 1673 amino acids. The record is from RefSeq and is a predicted model, not a curated record. NCBI's taxonomy places the organism in Eukaryota, Metazoa, Chordata, Actinopteri, Centropomidae. Gene Ontology annotation, molecular function: protein binding.
UAGGUAGUUUCCACUUUAACCUGUGCGCGCUCCCGCGAGGGACGGGUGGGGCUCGGUUCGUCACUAGACUUUAACAAAGUCCCGGAGCAGGAGAGAGGUGUUAAUCGAGGAUCUGGUGAAGAUGUGACGGUUUCUGCGGUCAGAACGAGCUGUGUUACGGGUUCACUUCUUGGACCAGACAAGAUGAAUGGUUUGGAGGAAGAGGAGGACAGAGCAGUCUCUCCAGGAUCCAUCUGUCUGUCUUUGAAGAGUGACUGGUCCAAACAUGAACCUCCUAUAAAGUUCAGUAAUGAACCUGGACCCUCAGACACAAAACAGAGAGCAGAGUCUCCAGGAUCCAUCUGUCUGUCUUUGAAGAGUGACUGGUCCAAACAUGAACCUCCUAUAAAGUUCAGUGAUGGACCUGGACCCUCAGACACACAGCGGAGAGCAGGGUCUCCAGGAUCCAUCUGUCGGUCUUUGAAGAGUGACUGGUCCAAACAUGAACCUCCUAUAAAGUUCAGUAAUGAACCUGGACCCUCAGACACAAAAUGGAGAGCAGAGUCUCCAGGAUCCAUCUGUCUGUCUUUGAAGAGUGACUGGUCCAAACAUGAACCUCCUAUAAAGUUCAGUAAGGAACCUGGACCCUCAGCCACAAAAGAGAAGAAGAGGAGUGAUAUUUGUGUGGAGGAGCAGCUGUCCUGCAAUGCUUUGAAUCAGGAUGUCCUGAAGGAUCCUAAAAGAUCCCAUCUCCAGAGUCUGAGGACACUGGUCACUUCACUCUUGACCCCGUCUGGUUCAUCAGGAGACAACUCCUGUUUCCAGUUUGGACAAAGAUCCAGAACAAGACCUGGGGUGCAGACAGCCAGUCAGACCAGCACUGUGCAAACAGAUAGUGGUCUGCAGGAGGUUUUAGAUGAACAUAAGAUCAGUCUGAAGAGGAGAUGUGAACAUGUGACUGAAGGAACUGAUGGAACAGGAAGUAGAACCCUCCUCAACAGGAUCUACACUGAUCUCUACAUCACAGAGGGACAGAGUGAAGAGGUUUAUACCCAACAUGAGGUGUGGCAGCUUGAGACCGCUUCCAAGAUGAAGACCCUCCAUGACACUCCAAUCAGGUGCCAGGACAUCUUUAAAGCCUUACCUGACCAACAGAGACACACCAGAGUGGUUCUGACCAACGGCGUCGCUGGUGUUGGAAAAACCGUCUCAGUGCAGAAGUUCACUCUGGACUGGGCAGAGGGCUUGGAAAACCAAGGCGUCAGUCUGCUGGUUCUGCUUUCGUUCAGGGAGCUGAACCUGAUCAGAGAUGAGCAGUACAGUCUUCUCACGCUGCUCCAUGUUUUCCAUCCAACAUUACAGAAGGUCACAGCAGAGAAGCUGGCUCUCUGUAAAGUUCUGUUCAUCUUUGACGGCCUGGAUGAAAGCAGACUUUCACUGGAUUUCAACAACAAGAAGGUUGUGUCUGACGUCACACAGAAGUCAUCAGUCAACGAGCUGCUGACAAAUCUCAUCCGGGGGAAUCUGCUGCCCUCAGCUCUCAUCUGGAUAACUUCCCGACCUGCAGCGGCCAAUCAGAUCCCUCCUUCAUGUGUUAACAGGGUAACAGAAGUACGAGGCUUCACUGACCCACAGAAGGAGGAGUACUUCAGGAGGCGAACCAAUGAUGAAAAGCUGUCCAACAGAAUCAUCUCACACAUCAAGACCUCCAGGAGCCUCCACAUAAUGUGUCGAAUCCCAGUCUUCUGCUGGAUCACUGCUACAGUUCUGGAGCACAUGUUGACUACUGGACAGAGAGGAGAGCUGCCCAAGACCAUGACUGACCUGUACUCAUACUUUCUGCUGGUUCAGACAAAGAGGAAGAAGAACAAGUAUGACGAGGGACAUAAGGAAAAGAAGAGGAAAAACAAGGAUAAGAGUCCACUGGAGCUGACUGAGGCUGACAGGAAAGUUCUUCUGAAGCUGGGGAAACUGGCCUUUGACCAUCUGGAGAAAGGAAACAUCAUGUUCUACCAGGAAGACCUGAAGCGGUGUGGUCUUGAUGUCACAGAUGCCUCGGUGUACUCAGGAGUUUGUACAGAGAUCUUCAGAAGAGAGAGUGUGAUCUUCCAGAAACCAGUCUACUGCUUUAUUCAUCUGAGCAUUCAGGAGUUUCUGGCUGCAGUCUACAUGUUCCACUGUUUCACCAACAGGAAGACACAGGUACUGAAGAAGUUCCUGGGAAAAGACUUCACAGACAGGAAUUCAAACCAAAAGUCUUUGCACAAGAGGAUGUUGAGGAUCUUUGGAAAAGAUGAUCACAGUGGCCCAUCUCUGGAUGUCUUCCUGAGCAGAGUCAUGGAGAAAUCCCUCAAAAGUAAAAAUGGCCACCUGGACCUGUUUCUUCGCUUCCUUCAUGGCCUCUCUCUGGAGUCCAACCAGAGACUCUUAGGAGGCCUGCUGGGUCAGACAGAGAACAGUCCAGAAAUCAUCCAGACAGCCAUCAACAACCUGAAGAAGAUGAACAGUGAUUUUAUCUCUCCUGACAGAAGCAUCAACAUCUUCCACUGUCUGAUGGAGAUGAAUGACCACUCAGUUCAUCAGGAGAUCCAAGAGUUCCUGAAGUCAGAGAACAGAUCAGAGAAGAAACUCUCUGAGAUCCACUGCUCAGCUCUGGCCUACAUGCUGCAGAUGUCAGAGGAGGUUCUGGAUGACUUGGACCUGAAGAAAUACAACACAUCAGAGGAGGGGCAACGGAAACUCAUCCCAGCUGUGAGGAACUGCAGGAAGGCUCGACUCGGUGAUUGUGGACUCUUAGAUACUCACUGGGAAGUCGUGGCCUCAGCUCUGAAGUCCAACCCCUCCCAUCUGACAGAACUGGACCUGAGUAACAACAGCCUGAAGGAUUCAUCAGUAGAGCUGGUUUCUGCUGGACUGGAGAGUCCACAAUGUAUACUGGAGACACUAAGGUUGAGGAACUGCAGGUUGUCAGAGAUCAGCUGUUCUUCUCUGGCCUCAGCUCUGAAGUCCAACCCCUCCCAUCUGAGAGAACUGGACCUGAGUGAAAACAGGGACCUGAAGGAUUCAGGAGUGAAGGAGCUGUGUGGUUUUCUGCAGGGUCCAGACUGUAAACUGGAGAGUCUGAAGUUGGAGCGCUGCAGUUUGUCAGAGAUCAGCUGUUCUUCUCUGGUCUCAGUUCUGAAGUCCAACCCCUCCCAUCUCAGAGAACUGGACCUGAGUGAAAAUGACCUGUAUGAUUCAGGAGUGAAGGAGCUGUGUGGUUUUCUGCUGAGUCCAGACUGUAGACUGAAGACUCUGAGGUUGAGUCUCUGCAGGUUGUCAGAGAUCAGCUGUUCUUCUCUGGUCUCAGCUCUGAAGUCCAACCCCUCCCAUCUAAGAGAACUGGACCUGAGUAACAACUACCUGUAUGAUUCAGGAGUGAAGGAGCUGUGUAGUUUUCUGCUGAGUCCAGACUGUAGAUUGGAAACUCUUAGGUUGAGGUCCUGCAGUUUGUCAGAAAUCAGCUGUUCUUCUCUGGUCUCAGCUCUGAAGUCCAACCCCUCCUAUUUGAGAGAACUGGACGUGAGUGACAACUACCUAAAGGAUUCAGACCUGAAGGAGCUGUUUGAUCUUGUGAAGAGUGCGGACUGUAGACUGGAGACUCUGAGAUUGAAGGCCGACAGGUUGUCAAAGAUCAAAUGUGCUCCUCUGGCUUUAGCUCUAACAUCCAACCCUUCCCAUCUGAGCAAACUGGAGCUGAGUAACAACAAUUUGCAGGAUUCAGACGUGAAGCAACUGUGUGGUUUACUGAGGAGUCCAGACUGUAGACUGGAGACUCUGAGGUUGAGUCUCUGCAGGAUGUCAGAGAUCAGCUGUUCUUCUCUGGUCUCAGCUCUGAAGUCCAACCCCUCCCAUCUGAGAGAACUGGACCUGAGUAACAACCAAAUGAAGGAUUCAGUAGUGAAGGAGCUAUGUGGUCUUCUGCAGAGUCCAGACUGUAGACUGGAGUCUCUGAGGUUGUAUGACUGCAGGUUGUCAGAGAUCAGCUGUUCUUCUCUGGCCUCAGCUCUGAAGUCCAACCCCUCCCAUCUGAGAAAACUGGACCUAAGUGAAAACUGGAACCUGCAUGAUUCAGGAUUGAAGGAGCUGUGUGGUUUUCUGCAGAGUCCAGACUGUAGACUGGAGACUCUGAGAUUGAAGCUCUGCAGGUUGUCAGAGAUCAGCUGUUCUUCUCUGGUCUCAGCUCUGAAGUCCAACCCCUCCCAUCUCAGAGAACUGGACCUGAGCUACAACAACCUGCAGGAUUCAGGAAUGAAGGAGCUGUGUGGUUUUCUGCAGAGUCCAGACUGUGGACUGGAGACUCUGAGAUUGAUGGACUGCAGGCUGACAAAAAUCAGCUGUUAUUCUCUGGUCUCAGCUCUGAAGUCCAACCCCUCCCAUCUCAGAGAACUGGACCUAAGUCACUACAACCUGCAGGAUUCAGGAAUGAAAGAGCUGUGUGGUUUUCUGCAGAGUCCAGACUGUAGACUGGAGACUCUGAGGUUGAAAUGGUGCAGGUUAUCAGAGAUCAGCUGUUCUUCUCUGGUCUCAGCUCUGAAGUCCAACUCCUCCCAUCUCAAAGAACUGGACCUGAGUUACAACAACCUGUAUGAUUCAGGAGUGAUGGAGCUGUGUGGUUUUCUGCAGAGUCCAGACUGUAGACUGGAGAGACUGAGGUUGAGUGGCUGCAGGUUGUCAGAGAUCAGCUGUUCUUCUCUGGUCUCAGCUGUGAAGUCCAACCCCUCCCAUCUGAGAGAACUGGACCUGAGCUGGAACUACCUUUAUGAUUCAGGACUGAAAGAGCUGUGUGGUUUUCUGCAGAGUCCAGAUUGUAGACUGGAGACUCUGAGAUUGAUGGACUGCAGUUUUUCAGAGAUCAGCUGUUCUUCUCUGGUCUCAGCUCUGAAGUCCAACCCCUCCCAUCUCAGAGAACUGGACCUCAGUAGAAACAACCUGCUGGAUUCAGGAGUGAAGGAGCUGUGUGGUUUUCUGCUGAGUCCAGACUGUGGACUGGAGACUCUGAGGUUGAAAUGGUGCAGGUUGUCAGAGAUCAGCUGUUCUUCUCUGGUCUCAGCUCUGAAGUCCAACCCCUCCCAUCUGAGUGAACUGGACCUGAGUAACAACGACCUGCAGGAUUCAGACCUGAAGGAGCUGUGUGAUCUUGUGGAGAGUCCAGACUGUAGACUGGAGACUGUGAGGUGGGAGUGAUGAUCUUUGUAAGGGUGAGCGGCUGUGACUGGGAGGUAGAGUAGGUGUUCUGUUGUGGUGUUUUUACAGCAGAAUUGUAAUCAACUGUACAUCCAGAUAUAUCUUUAUUUUAACGCUAAAAAUGCACAGUGAAGGUAGCGGUCGUGUUCCAGGCCCUUUCUGGCUGGAUGGAAACAUAAGAACCUCCAGCAAUCAGAGGUUGAGUGUAGCUUUAGGUAAAACCCAGGGCUGAAAAAGCCCACAGAGCUCUGGCUGCUGCCUGGAAAGGUUGUUGCUGCAGAUGUUCAGUACUAAAGACAAACUCAAAUGAGUGUCACAGUCACUGAAAUGGUCUUCUGUCAUUAAUUCUGUGCUUCUGUGUAACCAGAUGUUUAAUGUUAAAUGAUGUUAAAAUGUAUGUAAAAUGCAAAGUAAAGUAUAAUUUCCUAUCUGA